Prunus armeniaca (apricot) is the source of this 264-nucleotide messenger RNA. Lineage: Eukaryota; Viridiplantae; Streptophyta; Magnoliopsida; Rosales; Rosaceae. The record is from the annotation of a GenBank genome assembly.
AUGUCAACUCUUGCGUUUAGGCAUUGCUAUGAGGUACAACCAUUGUGGAGAAUAAGGUCAAAACAGCAGGACUCAUCACAGACAUCUGGCUCCAAAGGGAAGACAAAAAGAAAAGUUGCAAAAGGUAAGAAAUUUUUUGGAGAAUCUCCAAAUGGAUCAAACCCUUCGAUUGAACCAAUUGCAGUGAGGACAAGAAGCUCACAAUCAAAGAAUUCAAUAGGCACCAAUUGCAGUGAGGACAAGAAGCUACAAAUCAACCCAUAA